CACAGGCAGCCAGCUGCACCUGCGUGGAGCCUCCGUUGGAGUCAGUAGCUUGUUUUCGGCACAGCAGCAUGUUUGUAUGCUACAAAUUGAAGUUGGCCUACAUAUCUGCUGCCCAGAUUUUGCUCAGCUUCUCCAUUUGUCCUUCUCCACCUCUUACUCAUCUUCAUCCUCUUCCCUGGCAACCCCAUGAGGUUCAAUGCUAAAGAUCUGGCCUGCUUGGCCAGGCGACCAUCAGGUUGUUUUGACAAGGAAGGAAAACUGAAGAUUUGCAGAAUGGUCGGGGAUGAAAAAUUAAUCGAACCAAGAGAGAGAUGGUGCCGACUGAAAGGAAAUCUGCUUUUUCUAAUGAAAAAUAAGAGUUCCGAAGCCUCUGAAGUGGUAAUCCUGGAGCGCUGCUGGAUUGUGGAGUUCAGGACUAAAACAGAUGUUUCAAUAGUUCUGAAGUUUCAGAGCGGGGAACCGGAUCUUUACCUCGAAGCUCCAUCAAAGCCAGACUGUGAAUCUUGGGCUGUGGCACUAGGAGAGGCAAACUCGGAAGGUUUGCAGAAUAAAAUUCAACAGCUCCGGAGGUUGAUCAUGGAAAUCAAAGAGGAGAGAUCAUCAGAUGAAGCACAACAGUUUCUCCCUGCAUCCCAAGCAGACCGUCUAGGAGAGCCACAGUUCACGAGCAUUCAGAGAAUUGCAAAUGAGCCAAAGCUGGAGUUCAGUCUUGCAUGCAAGGAUCUAGUGGCUGCUACCCGUGAUCGGAAGCUGAAUACAUUUGUACAAGUCUCAGUGGUACACCCAGCAGAGCACAUUUUGACGAGGUAUUCAAGUACUGAAAUCGUGGAGGGUACAAGAGAUCCACUGUUUUUGACUGGUGUGACAUUCCCACCGGAAUACCCCAUCUAUGAGGAGACUAAAAUAAAACUAACAGUCUAUGAUGUCAAAGAUAAAUCUCAAGACACGGUCCGCACCAGUGUCCUACCUGAUCACAAGGACCCAAGAGCAGAUAUUGGACGAAGCUUCCUUGGCUGUACAACUUUUAGAGUAGGAGACUUGGUGAAGUCAAAGGAGCAACAGUUGACCCUUACCCUCAGGACUUCUGAUGGUGGAAAGGCAGUUGGUACCAUUGAAGUUAAUCUUGUGAAGAUGGGAGAGCUAGAGGAGGGGGAAACAGACCACAUUGCAACUGAUGCCCAGGAUCAAAAGUGCGCGUUGGUUCAUGAGUGCACAGCCACUGAAGGCCUAAGUGGCAAAGACAACUUGCCUUCGUUAAAUGCGGUGUUAAAAAACCCAAUUUGUAAGUUAUAUAGAUUCCCUACUUCUGACAACAAGUGGAUGCGAAUCCGGGAACAGAUGGCUGAGACCACCCUCUCUUUCCAUGUUCCUAAAGAACUGAUAAAUCUGCACAUAAAGGAGGACAUGAGAAGGAAUCAGGAACUUAAAGACCUGGGAGAACUUGCUCCUCACUGGGACAACAUGCGCAAAAGUGUUAUUGCUCACUGUGACCAGAUGUUGAGCAUGUACCAGGAUACUCUUGCAGAGCUUGGGAAGCAUGCAGGUUCUUCCUUCAAAUCAAGCUGUAGUAAAGGAGAAAAAACAUUAGAAUUCAUCCCGAUAAAUCUUCAUCUGCAAAGGAUGCACGUGCAUAGUCCUCGAUUGAAAGAUGCUCUAUAUGAUGUCAUCACUGUGGGAGCCCCAGCAGCCCAUUUCCAAGGAUUUAAGAAUGGUGGUCUCCGAAAACUGCUGAGUAAAUUUGAAGCAGAAAGACGAAAUACUGGAUACCAGUGUAUUUACUAUUCACCUGAAAACACAGCCAAGGCAAAAGAAGUACUCAGCAACAUCAAUCAUCUACAGCCUCUCAUAUCAAGCCAUGCAGACCUGCUGCUUAAUUCUGCAAGCCAGCAUUCUCCAGACAGCUUGAAGAAUUCUUUAAAGAUGCUUUCAGAAAAAACAGAGUUAUUUGUGCAUGCAUUUAAGGAUCAGCUGGUCAGAAGUGCCCUUUUAGCACUGUACACAGCCCGGCCUGGCUGUGUCCUCAAGAAACCGGCUGUGCCUAGAAACACUGCAGAAGAGGGCGGUGAUUUACAACAUCAGGAUCAUCCUUCUCAGAUUACAAGACAGGACUCUAUACCACAUCAUUCUGAGUAUGAUGAGGAAGAGUGGGACAGGGUGUGGGCCAAUGUGGGAAAGAGUUUAAACUGCGUUAUUGCCAUGGUGGACAGACUGCUUGAAAAAGACAACAUCAGCACUAAAGAGGGUGACAAUGACCCUUCAGCAGCAGAUUGCAAGGUGUUGCAUACAGGUGGUGACUGGUAUGACCAGCUUUAUCCCCUGGUGAUUACUCUGAAGGACUGCAUGGGAGAGGUGGUGACCAGGGCGAAGCAAUCGAUGGCAUUUGUUCUGCUCCAGGAACUUGCCUGUGGUUUGCCACAGUGUUUGAUGCUGACCCUAAGAAGAGACAUUGUCUUUAGUCAAGCACUCGCUGGAUUGGUCUGUGGGUUUAUAAUCAAAUUGCACACAAGUUUACAUGAUCAAGGAUUUUUGCAACAGCUUCAUACUGUUGGAUUGCUUGUGCAAUAUGAAGGACUCCUUAGUACUUAUAGUGAAGAAGCAGGGAUGCUAGAAGACAUGGCUGUGGGAAUUUCAGAUUUGCAGAAAGUAAUGUUUAAAGUAAUUGAAGCCAAAUCAGAAGAUUUUUUGCCUAUUAUCACUGGAAGGCGUGAACAUUACAUUAUAGAGGUCCAGCUUCCAGCAAAAAUGUUUGAGUUGCUGCCACAAGAGAUUAAAGAAGGAAAGCUACUUCGCAUGUAUCCGGUACUCUUUAAUGUUGGAAUCAAUGAACAGCAAACACUUGCAGAGAGGUUUGGAGAUACCACUUUGCAAGAAAGCAUUAACCAGGAAAACUUGGAACUUCUAAAAGAGUAUUACAAACGCUUUAUGGAAAAAAUGCCUUCUGAUUGUCUGCCACAGUUUCAAGAACAAAAUGAUUUAAAGGGAUUGCUAGAAAAUCUCCAUCAGAACAUACAGGCCAAAAAGAGAAAGAAUGUAGAAAUCAUGUGGCUGGCUGCAAUGAUCUGCCGCAAGCUGAAUGGAGUCCGUUUCACCUGUUGCAAAAGUGCCAAAGACCGGACAUCCAUGUCAGUGACACUGGAGCAGUGCUCCAUCCUGAGGGACGAGCAUCAGCUUCACAAAGACUUCUUUAUUCGGGCCCUGGACUGUAUGAGAAGAGAAGGAUGCCGCAUAGAGAAUGUACUGAAGAAUGUCAAAUGCAGAAAGUAUGCAUUCAACAUGAUACAGCUGAUGGCUUUCCCAAAGUACUACAGACCUCCAGAAGGGACAUAUGGAAAAGCUGACACCUAAGUUUAACAAAAGUGUAAUCAGGAACAUACAUCACGCUAAUUAGUGAAUAUAGAAAUUGCUGUUUAUGACUUAUUAAUUGGGAAUGUGUAACCAGCUGAGGUGUUAUUUAUAUCAGGUUUUAUCUUUUUACAGUAAAAUAACUACAGUUAGUCAUUAUGAAAUAAAAUACCAUGAAAAACAGUGGAAUGAAUAUUCUAAACACCAAAUAUAUUUAACUUUUCUUUGAAAAAUGGAGGUUUAGUAUUCCAGAUGGAGUUAGUUUUUUAGGUUGUUUGAUCAAAUAUUUUAAAGGGAAAUGUCUUUUGCUAUAGGAACUGAGUUUAGCGAUCUGGAAGGUGGCAUUCUGACCUCAAACCAAAAUCUGAGUAUUGAUUAAAAGAGUCUCAUCUGCGGAAAACAGUAUUUUGUGAAACCAGCAUAGCACCAGAGUCUUGAUCACUAGUGAUUAAAUCCUUCACAUAAGUGUUUAUGAAUGACGGUAAUGUUAAUACCUGGGUUAAAUGUAAUUUUGGUAGUUACAUUUAGCUUAUUUACAUAAGCAUAGUAACUUCAUAAUAUGUUUUUAGUAAUUACAGCCUAUAAUUUCAUUCUGAUUCCUUGCAGUUAAUUUGGUUGUAUCAUUCUUGGCUUUCUGUACCACAGCCAAAUAUGACUUAUUUCACUUUUACAUAAAUCACAUUGAAAUCAGGAGGAUUAAUUUUUCAAGUAAAGUGACCUGAAUUUGACCUGCCAUGUUCCUGUUUACUGUAAACCCUUAAAACUGAUACUCCUUUUGUGGCAGGGAAAAUGAGUUGUACAUAGAGAAGUUAAUGUAUCUUUAGGCUAUAAAAACAUUAUUCUUUUUUUACAGAGCCUAAGAUAUGUUAUGAUUAUGAGUAAUCUGCUGUAUUAGGACUAGUUAGCCUCUGCAGCUGAUUUAUAUCAAAUUUGUAAUGCUGCAUGUAGACACUCUAGAAUUAAGAACUAUCAGCUUUAAAAAUUAUUGUCAAUGCUUCUGCCAGCUUGUGUUAGUCCUGAAAUUUGUCUUGCAAAGAACAUUUUUGUUUUCUAAUUGUAGCUAUUUAUUGCUGCCUUCUGCCUCCCAGAGAGAAAUACAAUUAAAAAACUCCAAGUAUUCACUGGUUACUGACCUUUAUGUAAUGCAUUCAUUUGGAGAAAAAAAUUUCUAGAGCAGAAGCGUGAGAAUUGUAUCCUAAUGAAUUGUAAUUGCCAUGGAUAAAGAAGUUAAUGUUUGCUUGCUCCUAUGGAAGUCAAAGAAACCUUGAUGCACUGCGAGUUAUAAUUUGUUCUUUUUAAUCCAUUACUGCCUGUUAUUGGGUAUAAAUCUGUAACUAUACUAGUAAAAAUAUACAUGUGAGAGCCUAAUUCUGCAAACUGUAAUUGGGCAAUUACAUUGAAGUGAUCUGUCAUGUGAAUAAGACUAAACCCAUCUUGUAUAUUUGCAAGAUCAGGCUUUGGGGCUUGUAGAAGACUGUCAGGAAGAGAUCCUCUUUCCAAUAUUCAUGACUUACAGUGGAGCCAGGAAUUCACCUAUACAAUACUUUUACCUAACUAAUUGGAACUUUUUUUCAAGGAGAAGUAGGUCAGUUAAAUAGUGUUCUGUUGCAUUUUUUUAUUAAUUUCUGUUAUAUUAUCUGCUAUCAUGAAUUACUUCUUUGUUCUUCUGGAAUGUAUUACUCCAACAAGAGGUGUCAGAAGAACUGGCAUUGCAUGAUAGAUAAGCUCAGACAGAUGAGAAUAUAAUACCUUGACUUUUUCUUGUCGUGUACUAGUAGAAGUGAACACUACUUGUUGGAUGGGUGGAGGUGUGCAUAAAUUUGUGUUUGGGUCUUUAAAGACAAUAUAGCUCUUUUGUACAAACUUUUUUUGGUGGGUUUACAGAAUAUAAAUGUUCCCGGGGAAGUAAUGUUUUGUUCUGUCAGACUGCCCCACUAGCCCUGACUAUCUUCCAUGUUUAUUAUUGCCUUAAAAAAACCCGAAAUUGUACAGUUUAGAAACAGUGAUAAAUUCCUCAUGCACCUCUGAAGUAUUCCAACAGAUUUACCAUAGAAAAUUCUGGGUUUCCUACAGUAAUUCUGAAACUACCUGUAAAAGUCUAUGUGGGGAUGGUAUUCACUGGUGAGUACUAUCCGUUCUAGCUUUCUUUAUCUUAGUACCAUGGGCAUUCUGUGAAGUUCAAAAUACGAAAUUCUAUUCAAGAUCUCACCUUUCAAGAUCUCAACUCAGCUUUUUAAUCCCACCUGACUUCUAAGUUGUCAUUCUCACUAUCAUGUUAUCUUCAUAUUGAAGAUAUUUUUGGAGGAUGAAAAAAGAAAAAAAUGCAUUGGGUUACUGUCCUUGAAAUUAAAUAAUCUGAUAUUUGUUAAAGACAACCAAAUGAAAACAACAACCACAAAGAAAAACACCACACCAACCCAAAACCAAACCAAACCAAAUAAAACCCACAGCAAUGUGUUGCAGUGAAACCUCGUUGGGCUCGGGCCAUUACAGAAGAGCAGGCUGGGUUCUGUGCUACAUAAAGCUGAACUUUUUCAAUCCAAUUUUUUGACUGGAGCAUUGGAGCAUCUUUUUGUAGGUCACAAGACCUUUGUAAGACCCACUGACACGAUUCCAAAUCUCCUUUAAGAGCUUUGUUUCUUCAGUACUGAAACAGGCUCAAGCGUUUCCUUGCUUGGUCAUUGCCUGCUGUGGGCUACUUCAGUCCAGAUAGGCAAAGGCUGUGUCAUCAGAGCUGACUUGCCAGCUAAGCAUGGAUGCACAACAAGUGGGUUUUCUAAUUUCCCUUUGCGAAGAAGCAAAGUGGUGUUUGCUUCAGGUUGAUAGUUAUGUUAUCUGGAUUUACUCUUUUAGAGGCUGCUUCAAGCCCUUGGCAUUGUUUGAAUGCCUAACAGAGGACUUAAAUAAUCCUUGAGGUCUUGCACAUAUCCUAGUAGUUCAGUAAUUACCAGAGGUGUAAAAUUAAGCAAAUGAAUUUUUAUGAGCAAGAUACACCAUUUCUUUUGCAGCAUGUUAAGGGAAACAUACUGAUCUUGGUGGUAGAAUCGCAGAAAAUGUUCUGUAUCUACUUUCUUGAAACUUUGUAAGGUAUAAAGUAAUCUGCUUGGAGGGAAGGACAGUUCUUAAGGGCUAGAAGAUAUAUCUGGCAUCUAAAGCCAAAUGCUGUCUUACAGAAGAUAUUUGUAAAAUAAGGUCAUCAGGAUCUGCAUUGAGGAAUACUGAAAUAAGGGCUUCUAGCUUUGAAUAUUUCUACAGUGUGUUACGGGCUUAUAUGGGCUUUUGUACCACAGUCUAGUGUCUAAAGAGAGAGCUAGUAUAAAAUGUCUAAAAAAAUAAGGACAGGAAAUUUAAAGUUACUUUUUCUCAGAGAUAGUUGUAAUACUGUUAUGAUACAUGAUAUGAAUAAGCCUGACAUUAUUAAGCAGGGAGGUCUGGGUUUUUUUGAGAUCUUCUUUUGGGGAAUUUAAAAUAUGUUCCUGUUAAUGUUUAUACUUUGGCUUUUGUGGAGCAAUUAAGAAACAGAAAUUUUAAUUAUGUUAUCUGACUUUUGUCUAUGUGAAGGUGGUAUACUAGCAGUGUAUGUGUCAUAAAGACAAAAAUAACUUAGGAGGGCAGCAGAAACAAAAGAUUAACUGAGAGCCUUAAUGAAGUCCUUCGCAAUAUUAAUUUUUGUACUGUCUAAAUUCUGACAUUAGAUAACUGAAAUAAGGAAAUUAACAUUUCCUGUGUCUAAAUCAAUCAGUUCUGAUGAAAAUUCACUUAUUUGCAGUGAAAUAGAAUGUGGUGGUAUUCUAAAUCCUCACUAGUAAUUUAGGUGUUAAGUGCAACAUAUCAUUUUGAAGCCCACUGUAUACUAUACUUACUAGGAGCUUCAGAAAAUAAGCUUGUUUUAUUUCUAGGUUAAACAGAAGUUCCAGGAAAUCCUACAGGCCUAUUAGAAAAAGCAGAAUAUGCACUGAACAUCAGUCAGUGUAAUAAAGAAAGAAAUUGCAUUAAAAACUAUGCAGCAAAAUUACUUGCAUGAGUUAAUACAUGUUAUCAGUUAACGGUCUUAAAUGUAUAUUGUGUCAGUUGGCUCUGUUGUAAAUUUGAAACUAUUGAUAUCUGCAUUUAUGCCUUUUUCUAUUGUAAAAAAGUGUGCUCUACAGGCAAUGCCAUAAGACAUGAAUUUACAUCUUGUUUGUCGUGCAUUUGGGGCUUAAGAGCAGAUGUUUACAACCAAAGUGCUUUAAAAUAAUUUACUGUUCUGCAAAACACAAACUUACCUUGUAAAUUGCAUGUUUAAAAAAAAUCAUACAGAUGCUUUUUUAGAGGAAAAAAAAAAUAAUCCCAGACUUCAGUCUCUAGAACGUUGUUUUUUUCUACAGUCACACAACACAUCAACUCUUGUGUUGCCAGAGCAUUCAUCUUACACUCUGCAGCACUCAAACAUGUAUUUGCUUUCUCUCAUAGCAUCUACAGAAUAAAUACUAUAGCAAGAAGAAAAUUCAGCAUGAUGCUCAUGAUCCAAGAUUAAAAACUUGCAUUUGCUCAAAUAAACAUGAAACAAUGCUUCAGAAUAAAUAAAAUUGAAGACACUGUGAACUGAUGUUUUUGUAUUCCAAAGAGCUGAAACAUCAAGCAUGGAGUUUGUGUGCUGACAGGGAGAAAGAGUUAUGGUAAAAAUCUGACUGUGAUAAUAGAGUGCUCUGGAUCUGUGGGGUUUGGAGGGGUGAGGUUUGCCUACACUGCACUUACUUAGAUCUCAGCUGUUGGCAGUGGUGCUUUGUAUUCUUUCCAUGCAUGCAAAGUACUUUAAAAACUUUCAGCACUUUUGCUUUGUUUAUGAGUGAUCUGGCUUUUAAAUUUUGAAAAUCCCAAGUUGCUUUGGUACUUGCUGAGCGUAGGUGUUUCUUAUAAUGUUUCUGUCUCACAUGGUGGAGCACAUGGGGCUAUGGAUAAGUAACAUUAAUAGGACUUCAGUCUGUAGUGUAUGUUUGUUCAGAGAAAUUAAGCACAACUGUAGCAAUCCAACUCUUUUUAUAGUUCAGGAUUUAGCAUUUUUGUUUUAUUGGUGUCUGUAAGCCAUGUCCAUUGUACACUGUGUGUAUAUUUUUAUUUAAAUAAAUGUGAUGUCUAUUUUUUAUGUUUCUGA
Messenger RNA from Apus apus (common swift), 8476 nucleotides. RefSeq names its product inositol polyphosphate-4-phosphatase type II B (gene INPP4B). The transcript is spliced from 27 exons. The record is from RefSeq and is a predicted model, not a curated record. Gene Ontology annotation, molecular function: phosphatidylinositol-3,4-bisphosphate 4-phosphatase activity. Gene Ontology annotation, cellular component: cytoplasm. Lineage: Eukaryota; Metazoa; Chordata; Aves; Apodiformes; Apodidae. The coding region runs from base 187 to 3345 and encodes 1052 amino acids.